CCUGUUCAUAUCAACAACGAUAAGAUCAGUGUAGUUGCUUAAGUUGGUAGAAAUAUCAAUGGCCCUUUUUACUACUCUUUUCCGGCUAUUGUUCCUUCUUCUUCUUCCCUUGUUCUUCCUAGUCACUCAUUCUCAUGGUUUAGAAUUAAAUUCAACAAAUCAAAAACCCAAAGCUGUCUACUUUACAAUUACCAAAAAGGGCCCUUUUCCUCACCAUUAUUACAUGACCUACCUCCGGCUAGGAACUCCCAGCCUUCAGUCCGUCAACCUAGCCGUUGACCUCGGCGGCGAUUCCGUAUGGGUUGACUGCGACAAUAGCAACUACAAAAACAGCUCAUCUUUCAAGGCCGUCAACUGCCGCGCCGCCCAAUGCGACCUCCUCCGGUCCACCGCCUGCGGCAACAGUUGUAAUAUUACAACAACAAACCGGACUUCUCCUCCUUGGUACUGCAGCACCCGCGCGUGCUACACAAAGCCCGUCAAUCCAUUCUCCUCCUCCGCCGCCGCCGGUAGUGGUGUGACUGGUGUGGCUGUUAGGGAUGUUAUCUCCAUCAGGAACACGGCAGACGAGGAUCUUUCGCCGCCGUGGCAGUUUGUAUUCACGUGCGCUCCGUCGUCUUUUUCGGCCGGGAGUUUGCCCGGAGACAUUAAAGGCGUAGUUGGGCUAGGAGACAGCCUUGCUUCACUUCCUACCCAAUUCACUCAUACAUUCUUCACCAGGAGGAGGAAAUUCUUCGUCUGUUUGCCGGAGAGAUCCCGGGGAGUCGUGAUCGUCGGGGAUCACGAUCUUAACCCGGAAUUCUACAGAACCUUCAUCCACACGCCACUCUUGAGAAGAAACACGGCAUUUCCAUAUAAGGGUAAUGAAUCCAUGGAGUACUACGUUUGUUUAGUAGCCAUUAAAGUCAACGGCAGAGACGUCCCGGUCAACCGCACGUUGACUUGCACCUUUGAUGAUAAGGGCAAUGGCGGGACAAAAAUCAGUACGGUUGAUCCGUACAGCGUUUUGGAGAGUUCUAUGUAUCAGCCUUUCCUAAAAGCUUUCCUUAAAGAACUUCCUUCUUUCAGUAAAGGGGCCAAAUUAAUGAAAAACCCGGUCAAACCAUUCGGAGCAUGUUUUACGGGUAUGGGUAUCAACCGGACCGGGUUGCCUCGGGUUCCUCCGAUUGAUUUGGUGUUCAUGCGAACCGAAUAUAGCAACGAUGUAACAUGGAGGAUUCAUGGUGGGAAUUCAAUGGUUCGGGUCAGCGGAGAUGUAAUGUGCUUUGGAUUUGUGGAGCAAAGUCGGGUCAUUAAGAAGGAUAUGAAGCAACCCGCAAUGGUGAUUGGGGGAUAUCAAAUUGAAGAAAGUGUACUUGAGUUUGACCCUUCUAGAUCCAAGGUUGGGUUUAGCCCCAGGUUGGAAAAGGCAAAGUGCGACGAUUUUAAACCUAAUCAUAUGUAAUGCGUAUAUAUGCGUGUUACUUCAUUUGAAGUAUGCUCUAAUCAACAAGUUAGUAGUAUGCCUGCGUGUUAUUGCGCUACCAUUUCCUUUAUUAUUAUUAUUAUUAUUAUUAUUAUUAUUAUUAUUUGAAUUGACCUAAUACGUACAAUAGUUGAAUUGGUUAAGUUUUAAAGGAUUUUCUCCCUUGUUAUGCAAAAAUUAUAAUGUAAGUGUAACUGAAC
Messenger RNA from Oldenlandia corymbosa var. corymbosa, 1665 nucleotides. The record is from the annotation of a GenBank genome assembly. Lineage: Eukaryota; Viridiplantae; Streptophyta; Magnoliopsida; Gentianales; Rubiaceae.